CUAGGCUAGCCUAGAUCUACAUAGAAGAUGUGUUCAUGAAUGUAAUAACCGCAACUAGAAAAUGUAGAUUGUGGUUAGAUUUUUGCUAAGAGAAAAAACAACUUGGGAAAAGUGUGAUGGAAACUGAAUGAUAGCUGAUUAAAAAGGACAUGCUAUUUCACCUGAUAUUUAGGCCUAUGUGAAUCUUAAAUGUGAACAAACCAUGAUUAGAAUCUAGACUAGAUCUAGAUUUCUAGGUCUAGAUAGUUGUUUUAUAAAUGGAAGAAAACUAUGAAUCAGGUACAGACAUUUUAAAGACAAUGUGUAGUCUGAUAGAAGAAAGAAUAGAUUCUGGAUUAGGAUCACUUGGUUAUGUAUCAUCGGAUACUAGCAACUUGUCGAUAGCUGAAGAACCAGUGACUGACAAUACGGCCAGUAGAUCCCGGUCUGUUGAAAAAAACACAGUCGACCUUAGUCAUCAACUUUCUCUUAUUAGUAUUGAUAGUUUAAAAGAAAAUUGUGAUUCGGGAGUUGAUGAGAACUUCAUAUCGAAUUUGAGAAGCCCAGAUUCACAAGUUUUGGAAAACUGGUCGUCGCCAAGUUUUUCAGCGGAACAAAUUGUUGAAAUAUUUCGAGGUGAUGAAGAUGGAGACAACCAUUUACACUUGAGUAUCAUCCAUGGCUUGCCAGAGGUGACCAUGCAAAUCAUUGGGUUGGCACCAGACUUGGAUUGGUUGAAUCAGACCAAUAGCCUCUUACAAACACCCUUACACAUUGCAGUCAUCACAGGACAGACUUGUGUUGUUGGGAGGUUGAUGGCAGCUGGGGCAGCACUGGAUGUCAGAGACCAGCUUGGGAACACUCCCCUACACAAUGCUUGCAGGCUGGGCUUCACAGACAUUGUACGGACAUUGAUCACACCUGGUCAUUAUGAAGAAACUUUGCAGAACCAGUAUGGCAUUCCAAAUCAGCAGUUUCCCCAAGAUUUGGAGUUAAAAAACUAUGAAGGUCUGACUUGCCUCCACCUUGCUGCUAUUGGAGAACAUGUGGAUGUUAUGCAGCUGUUACUGGCUGCAGGAGCAGACGUCAAUCAGCCAGAGGGCAAGAGUGGACGCUCUGUCUUACACUUGGCUGCAGAGUGGGGAAACCUCAACAUGCUGCGCUUUUUACUUUCAUUUCAAGAGACCCACAUUGAUGCACAAACUUAUGCAGGACUAACACCUAUUCUGCUGGCAGUGGGGCGUAAACAUGAGGACAUUGUGAAGGAGCUUUUCAAACACGGAGCACUUUUAGAGAGACUAUCAUUGAGUGAUGAUUCUGACAUUUCAGAUGAUGAAAUGAAUGGAGAUGCAUCAGAAUACAGAACAUUUGGACUCUACCAACCAAAGUUGUGCCAGAAUACAUGUGGGUAGCCCAGCUUUAGCAGUCGGCUGGGAUCCAGAUGAACAGGACUACUCUGGAGGUUGAAUGUGAAGCUGGCAGAUGACCAGUACCAAAUGAGACACCAUCUUGUUGGCAUCCCAAGAUGUCACUCAGUAAAUAAAAAGGUGUUGGCCUGUUCUCAAACAUUUAUUUAGCACCUACUGUAGAGCAAGCAAGCUACUGUUCUCAUUGUAUAUAUGUACAGAGGGCUCUGGUGUUUGUUGUAGAGGACAGUCCUAAGGCUUGAGCUCUUGUAAGCAUUCUAGAGAAAUAGAUCUAAAAAUAAACCUAAUCUUAGAUUCUAA
Physella acuta is the source of this 1706-nucleotide messenger RNA. RefSeq names its product NF-kappa-B inhibitor alpha. The record is from RefSeq and is a predicted model, not a curated record. Gene Ontology annotation, molecular function: NF-kappaB binding. Gene Ontology annotation, cellular component: cytosol. Lineage: Eukaryota; Metazoa; Mollusca; Gastropoda; Physidae. Gene Ontology annotation, biological process: cellular response to tumor necrosis factor.